UCUGCUUCCCCCGGACGGAUCCGCGCUGCCGCCCAACAUGCCCACAGUAAACAGCGGCUCCGCCGGCUGCCGGGCCGUGGUGCUGGCCGGGAAGUACCUGUCCAGCCCGGGUCUGUACUCCGCCGCGGCGGCGCGCAGCUCCGGCCAGCAGCAGCAGCAGCAGCGGAGGGUGCUGGCUCCGCAGCGCCGCCUGGGAAGCAGCUCCGCCGCGGCGGCCGGCGGGGUGCUGGGUAGAGCCACGGGGCCGCCGGCGCAGCAGCUGGAGACCCCGCUGCACGUCUCCGCCGGGGAGCGGUACACCCUGGCCAACCGGAAUCUCAUCUACCGGGACGUGAAGGCGUUCCUGAACGAGGUGGGGGGGGAUCCCCGGGAGGCCCGGUACUGGCUCACCCAGUUCCAGAGGGCCAGCUCGGCGCAGGCUCCCGCCUUCGCCGUGUUGGAGGUGGACAGCUCAGCCUUCCACAGCAGGGAAAUGGUCCAGAGCCUGGCCUUCGGGCUGUCCUUCCUGCAGCGGAUGGACAUGAAGCCUGUAGUGGUGAUGGGCUGGUCUGAGCAGCAGGAGGCCGGGACCACGGAGCCGCUGAGCGGACCUACAGAAGUGGUGCAGCGGUGCCAGCAGCUGAGCGAGGCUCUGCAGCAGCACUCAGCCACCGUCCUGCCCUUCUUCUCCGCAGAGCCCUUCCUUCAACUGCACGGAGCACCGCGAGGAAGCAGCGCUCCAGCAACCGUCUCCGUGGACGCCAGCCUCCUCCAGUGGAGUCUGGACUGCGGGACCAUCCCGCUGGUCUGUCCCGUGGGCAGAGACGAGCGAGGCUGCUCGGUGAUGCUGGACCCCACGGAGGUCACGGCAGCCGUUUCCAGAGCUCUGCAGCCUCACAAGGUCAUGUUCCUGAACAACUCCGGAGGCCUGCAGAGCCCCAAACACAAGGUGUUGGGGACCGUGUCUCUGCCCACCGACCUGCCCAGUCUGUCCACGGCGGCGUGGCUGAGUGCCGCCGAGCGCCGCAGAGUCACCACCAUCGCCAGGCUGCUCAAUCAGCUGCCCACGGAGUCUUCUGCUGUCAUCACCUCAGCCAGCACACUGCUCACCGAGCUGUUCAGCCACAGAGGUUCUGGGACGCUCUUUAAAAACGGAGACCCCAUACACCGGUACAGCUCACUGGAUGAAAUCAACGUGGAGCGCCUGCUGACUCUCAUCAACAAGUCCUUUGAUAAGACUCUGAGGGAAGAUUACAUCUCCAGUCUGAGAGGGCGGCUGCACUCCAUCUACCUCUCUGAAGGCUACAGCGCAGCAGCCAUCAUCACCAUGGAGCCGCUGAACGGCGGCACUCCCUACCUGGACAAGUUCGUGGUGAGCAGCAGUAAGCAGGGCCAGGGCACCAGCCACAUCCUGUGGGAGUGUAUCAGACAAGACCUGGGCCAACUCUUCUGGAGGUCUCGAGCCACAAACAGAAUCAACCCAUGGUACUUCAAGCAUUGUGAUGGCAGCUUCGUAAAUGGAGUGUGGACCAUCUUCUGGUUCGGCCUGACGGACAUCCGGGACUCCUACGUCCUGGUGGAGCACGCCAAGAAGAUUCCAGACUCAUUCCACGGCUCCUCCUCGGCCUCCUCGGAGCGCUCUCCUCCCCCUGCGGCAGGAUCCUGAACCGCCUGCAUCUCAGCAGCUGCUUAUGUCACUCUUCAGCUGGGGAGGAUGUUUCUUUAAGAUUGGGGGUUUUUCUUAGUUACACCCUCGUCUUUCCCACCCAGAUUUACUCCAUUUCUACUUUUCUCCCAUCUAAAACUACAGGGCGGUAGGAGGAACAUUUUAUUUUUAAAGCUGCUUUCAAAGUUAUUUUGUGAAACAGAUCUCGAGAGUUUCAUGUUCAAAACAACAGAAUAACAUCAUGUUACACUCGAAGUUACCUUGUUGUUCCAAAACCAGCGAUCUCUGGAGAGGAAAACCACUCAAACUGGGGUCUGACUUUCCACUGUGGACCAGGAAAGCUUAAAAACCUUUAUAUACACUCAUCAGCCGCACCACCUGGUGCAGCUGGUGCACCUGGUGCUCCUGGUGCAGCUGGUGCACCUGGUGCAGCUGGUGCACCUGGUGCAGCUGGUGCACCUGGUGCAGCUGGUGCACCUGGUGCAGCUGGUGCACCUGGUGCACCUGGUGCAGCUGGUGCAGCUGGUGCACCUGGUGCAGCUGGUGCAGCUGGUGCACCUGGUGCAGCUGGUGCAGCUGGUGCAGCUGGUGCACCUGGUGCAGCUGGUGCACCUGGUGCAGCUGGUGCACCUGGUGGCGCGGUACUUUAUUAGGUGUUGUACGGGCUUUUGACUGUCUGAAGUAUCUUUAAAGCACAAGCUCAAAUCCAAAAGUUAACAGUCAGUGUAAAAUGUAAAAAAAAAAUCAUAAAACCGUAUUUUCUUUACAACGGAACAUAGAAAACAUUCAAUAUUAGAAAUCAGGAAAUGUACCAAUUUAAGAAAAAAAAGGUAAAUUUAAACUAUAGGACUGUCUCAGAAAAUUAGAAUGUUGUGAUUUUCUGUAAUGCAAUUA
Cololabis saira (Pacific saury) is the source of this 2539-nucleotide messenger RNA. It is a transcript of the gene nags, whose product is annotated as N-acetylglutamate synthase. Gene Ontology annotation, molecular function: arginine binding; L-glutamate N-acetyltransferase activity, acting on acetyl-CoA as donor. The coding region runs from base 38 to 1645 and encodes 535 amino acids. The record is from RefSeq and is a predicted model, not a curated record. Gene Ontology annotation, cellular component: mitochondrial matrix. The transcript is spliced from 8 exons. NCBI's taxonomy places the organism in Eukaryota, Metazoa, Chordata, Actinopteri, Beloniformes, Belonidae. Gene Ontology annotation, biological process: L-arginine biosynthetic process.